Messenger RNA from Nycticebus coucang (slow loris), 1395 nucleotides. It is a transcript of the gene ABI3, whose product is annotated as ABI family member 3. The coding region runs from base 16 to 1119 and encodes 367 amino acids. NCBI's taxonomy places the organism in Eukaryota, Metazoa, Chordata, Mammalia, Primates, Lorisidae. The transcript has 8 exons. Gene Ontology annotation, biological process: regulation of cell migration. Gene Ontology annotation, molecular function: SH3 domain binding. Gene Ontology annotation, cellular component: lamellipodium. The record is from RefSeq and is a predicted model, not a curated record.
CAGAGACUGGGGGUGAUGGCGGAUCUACAGCAGCUGCAGGAGUUUGAGAUCCCCACGGGCCGGGAGGCUCUGCGGGGAAACCACAGUGCCCUGCUGCGGGUCGCCGACUACUGUGAGGACAACUACAUGCAGGCCACAGACAAGAGAAAGGCACUGGAGGAGACCAUGGCCUUCACCACCCAGGCACUGGCCAGUGUGGCCUACCAGGUGGGCAACCUGGCCGGGCACACUCUGCGCAUGUUGGACCUGCAGGGAACUGCCCUGAGGCAGGUGGAGGCCCGUGUAAGCACGCUGGACCAGAUGGUGAACAUACAUAUGGAGAAGGUGGCCCGAAGGGAGAUUGGCACCUUAGCCACUCUUCAGCGGCUGCGUCCUGGCCAGAAGAUCAUCGUCCCUGAGAGUCUGCCCCCACUCACACCCUAUUACAGGAAGCCCCUCAACUUUGGCUGCCUGGAUGACAUUGGCCACGGCAUCAAGGACCUGAGCACGCAGCUGUCGAGAACCGGGACCCUGUCUCGAAAGAGCAUCAAGGCGCCUGCCACACCCGCCUCCACCACGCUGGGGAGAACCCCACGGAUCCCCGAGCCGGUGCAGCUCCCCGUGGUGCCCGAUGGCAAGCUCUCUGCCGCCUCAUCCGCCUCUUCCCUGGCCUCGGCAGGCAGCACUGAAGGACCCGGUGGGGUCUCCACGUCCAAGGGGCAGGCAGCAUCCCCACCCGCUCCGCUCCCGGGAUCCACAGCCCCACCCCCUCCACCAGCCGCGGACGAGAUCUUCCUGCUGCCCCCUCCGCUGGAGGAGCUGUCUCUGCCCCCGCCGGGCACAGAGUUGCCCCCGCCCCUGGACCUGCCCCCACCUCCGCCCCUGGAUGGAGAUGAAUUGGAGCUGCCACCUCCGCCCCCGCCAGGCUUUGGGUCAGAUGAGCCCAGCUGGGUUCCUGCCACAUACUUGGAGAAAGUGGUGACACUGUACCCAUACACUCGCCAGAAGGACAACGAGCUCUCCUUCUCUGAGGGCACUGUAAUCUGCGUCACCCGACGCUUCUCCGAUGGCUGGUGUGAGGGCGUCAGCUCAGAGGGGACUGGAUUCUUCCCCGGGAACUAUGUGGAGCCCAGCUGCUGAUGGCCUGGGCAGCUGACCCAGGGGAGUGGGUGAGCCCCAGGCCAAGCCGGCUCCAGUCAUGGCUGAACUAAGUCUGGCCACCUCUUGGGCUGUGAGCUGUUUCCUGUCCCUUCCCCCAUCAUGGAGGUAAGGGGUCCUAGGGAGAGAGAGGAGGUACCCAGAGACCUGAAGCAGAGGGGAAAGAAUGGAAGCCCAAGCAAAUUGUCCCCAGAGAACCCCUACUCCAUACCAAGGAAGUCUCCAGCUGCAAGUGCCAACUUUGAAUAAAACUGAUGA